Chelonus insularis is the source of this 1032-nucleotide messenger RNA. It is a transcript of the gene Rpn8, whose product is annotated as regulatory particle non-ATPase 8. Gene Ontology annotation, biological process: proteasome-mediated ubiquitin-dependent protein catabolic process. Lineage: Eukaryota; Metazoa; Arthropoda; Insecta; Hymenoptera; Braconidae. Gene Ontology annotation, molecular function: protein binding; metallopeptidase activity. The transcript is spliced from 5 exons. The coding region runs from base 50 to 1009 and encodes 319 amino acids. The record is from RefSeq and is a predicted model, not a curated record. Gene Ontology annotation, cellular component: proteasome complex; proteasome regulatory particle.
UUUUAAAAAAGUGCAUUAAGCACACAGUGCGCAAAGAAAACUAUCAAAAAUGCCGAGUCAAGAGAUUCUUACAACAAAAGUUGUGGUUCAUCCACUUGUCCUUUUAAGUGUAGUGGACCAUUUUACUCGAAUGGGAAAAAUUGGAUAUCAAAAACGUGUAGUAGGUGUUUUACUUGGAUCUUGGAGAGCUAAAGGAGUACUAGACGUGUCAAACAGUUUUGCAGUACCAUUUGAUGAAGAUGACAAGGAUAAAUCUGUAUGGUUUCUUGAUCAUGAUUACCUUGAAAACAUGUUCGGAAUGUUCAAAAAAGUUAAUGCUAGAGAAAAGGUAGUUGGUUGGUAUCAUACCGGUCCAAAACUCCAUCAAAAUGAUGUGGCGAUAAACGAAUUAAUUAGACGAUAUUGUCCAAAUUCAGUUCUUGUUAUCAUUGAUGCUAAACCAAAAGAUUUAGGUCUUCCGACCGAAGCAUAUCAUGUAGUUGAAGAAGUCCAUGAUGAUGGAUCACCAACAUCAAAAACUUUUGAACACAUCCCUAGUGAAAUCGGAGCAGAAGAAGCUGAAGAAGUAGGAGUAGAGCAUUUACUCAGAGACAUCAAAGACACAACUGUGGGUACCCUUAGUCAAAGGAUUACCAAUCUAUUGCUGGGAUUAAAAGGCCUUCAUGCUCAAAUCCGGGAGAUACGUGAUUAUUUGCUCCAGGUUGGCAGUGGAAAACUUCCCAUAAAUCAUCAAAUUGUAUAUCAACUUCAAGAUAUCUUCAAUUUAUUACCUGAUAUGACACAAAAUACUUUCGUAGAUUCUUUAUAUGUUAAAACCAAUGAUCAAAUGUUGGUAGUUUAUUUAGCUGCUCUCGUAAGGUCUAUUAUUGCCUUGCAUAAUCUUAUCAAUAAUAAAUUAACAAAUCGGGAUGCGGAGAAAAAAGAAACAGAUAAAAAAACAGAGACUAAAAAAGAAGAAAAAAAAGAAGAGGAAAAGAAAGAUGAAAAAGAAAAAUCUAAAACUAAGUGAUCGUAACAAAUUGUGAAAUUUUU